AUGUCCAGGGAGCAGAUUGAGUCCAUGAUCAAGACGGUGGAGACCUUGCUUGCUGAAGCAGAGCAGCUCAAGAACCGCUGCAGGCGGCAGAACCAGGACGUCACGUUGAUCCUUGAGCAGCUGCAGCAGGAGAACCGGGAGCUGGCCCAGAACUACGAGCAGGCAGAGCAGGAGAUGGAGGCAAUACGCAAGGCUCUGGCCGAGCUGAUGGAUGCCAAGAUAGCUUUUGAGGCCCGCGAGAGACAAGUGCGCAAACUCAGCAAGCAGCUCUGA
Messenger RNA from Podarcis lilfordi (Lilford's wall lizard), 273 nucleotides. The record is from the annotation of a GenBank genome assembly. Lineage: Eukaryota; Metazoa; Chordata; Lepidosauria; Squamata; Lacertidae.